AAACUUUUCUAAUGGAACUUUUCUAAUACACCACCAGUUCAAUAUUUCACAAAUAUUUUUACUCAAUAGCCCAACAUUGAUCUGAUUCCUUCAGGGAAAGAAAAAACUUCAAUCGCUCUUAAGCGAUCAUGUCAUCAAUUAUGCAGUUGCCUACCAAUCCUACACUCGAAAACCUUUCCCUCUUCAUCACAAAACUUGGGAAGCUGGAUGGUCUGACCGAUCAGACCAUAGAUGGAAUCCCAACCCAGGACUGUAUUAAAUUCCUUUUCGAACAUAUACAGUCCCUUACCAAGACCGAAAAUGGUGGUGAGCUCGAUGUGCACCAGCUAGAAUAUGAUUUCGUACAUGCCGUCACUAAAGCCUUAUUGAACCGUCGCCGUAUUGAGGGUGUACCCAGACUCCAGCCCAAGGAAGCCCAAGUAGGGUCAAUCCAGCGUAUAGUAUUCCGUCGUGGUGAUACUAUUCUUAUCGCCUGGCCUGGGUACGGGAAGACUCUCGUCUUACACACUGUACCUUUUAUCAUGCAAGACAAGGUGACCAUAUCGUUGUGUACGAUAAAGCAACGAGGUGAAGAUCAGUUCAAUACUGUUCGUCAGAUACCCGGCUUACGUCCACUUCUAAUAAACGGCGAUACCAAAAAGGAUGAUCACAUGUGGUCUGACUUAACCCAGGGGCGAUAUAACCAUGUUAUCAUCAGUCCUGAGGAAUUAACUCACGAUCCCUUCCUCAAAUUGCUUCGGAAUCCUACAUUUAAUCAGAAGAUAGCGUUCGUGGCCAUUGACGAUCUUCAUACGGUAUACGAUUGGCAAAAAAUGCACAUAACUCCAAAAAUUGGCAAAAUGAGAGCAUUGCUUCCCAAAGACGUGCCCUGGUUUGGAUGCACUGCUACUCUAAGCAAAAAGACCGAGAAGUAUGUGUUGACUAAGGCUGGCUUCCGCCCAAAAGGUGAUUCGAUAGGCGAGUUGUGCUUCAUACAAACUACCGUCGACCGACCCAAUAUAUCUAUUGUUGUACAACCAUUGGUACAGGGCAAACGCCCCGAUUUCCGACGAUUACGUUUCCUACUUGAUGGGAUAAAGCCUAAGGCCCCUCGAGAUAUUGAGAAGACUAUCGUCUACAUGAACGAGCUACAUGAGGUUGUCGGCGCUCGCCAGUACCUAAUGUCCGAAGCUCAGGAUCUUGGGUUGUCUCCUUCUCAGGCCGAAAGCCUUAUCCGAAACUACCAUGCGGAUAUACGACCAAAUGACCGACAGCUAUUAUAUGACAACUUUGUGCAAGAGGACUCUCCUUGCCGAAUCAUGGUCGUUUGCCCUCCUGUGAUCGACCUGGACGUCCCCGACGUGAAAAGGGUAGUACAGUUCGGGCAAAUCGCAUCUGGCGAUCUCGCAGACUUGUGGCGGAGAUUCGGCCGAGCAGUCCGGGACGGAAAGACGCAGGGAAAGGCAUUCUUCUUUCCCCCUUAUUGGUACUUUGAUCGGCUAGGACCCCUGGGCGAUACUGAGUGGGGAUCAAUAGAAACGCCGAAUCUGAACGACGGACCUGUGGUAGAUGCAGAACUGGGGCAGUUUGGGGUAGCUCGUAGAGGCUAUUGGAUGAUGCCUGAUCGAAUCUUCAGGGCCGAUUUGAGAAAGGCACAACCCGACAUAUAUGGAUUCGUUAAUGCCAAGUGCUUCAGGAAAUAUGCCCUUGAAUUUCUACAGGAGUCAACAGACGAUGGCAUAGAGGAUAAGACGGUGGUUUCAUUGCAGUUAUGCUGUAACGGGUGUCAUCAUGAACUCGGCCGGAUUUCCAAGGUACCCCCUAGGCUACCUUUUGGAACUCAGCCCGAAGAAGGGACGAAGGCGUGGUUUGCAUGGCAGGAAAUUAAUGCCUUCUGCGAGGAGCAAGUGAACAAAGCGUUUGCGUUUCUUGGAGACCCUAUCCGCAUGCCUGGGUGUGUUUUAAUGCAAAGCAACAUGCAAUGGGAAGUAGCCAAGGUUUGUGAUGGGAUCGUUGCUCCAGAUAAAAUCGCUGAAAAGGUCCGAGAUAUCCUACGGAAUAACAAGUGGGACUUCCUUGAAGAGUUCGGAGAUAUGUUUUGCACUGAAGCUCUCGUUAUCCAACGGAAAGCCAUGGCUAAGUAUAAAGGACACCUCGAAGCCCAGGAACGUGAUAAGAAGGCCAAAAGAGGGGGUUACCCCUUUAUUUUCGAGGACAGUGAAGAGGACGAUUACAUUUGCAGCCCAUGAAAAUACACUACGAGACACAUGUGUAUGGCAUUUAUUAUAGUUAAUCUUUAGGUGUGGAAAUCUGGUUCUAAGGUUGCUGUUGUUGUUGCUGUUGCUGCUGCUUCUUUCAGAUUCAUGAUAGUAAUUAAUGAAAGGAAUAUCUUAA
Molecule: messenger RNA, 2373 nt
Organism: Hypoxylon fragiforme
Lineage: Eukaryota; Fungi; Ascomycota; Sordariomycetes; Xylariales; Hypoxylaceae
Product: P-loop containing nucleoside triphosphate hydrolase protein
Exons: 2
Coding region: 129-2228 (699 amino acids)
Biological process (GO): double-strand break repair via homologous recombination
Cellular component (GO): chromosome; nucleus; cytoplasm
Molecular function (GO): ATP binding; 3'-5' DNA helicase activity; four-way junction helicase activity
Source: RefSeq, a predicted model, not a curated record